AUGGCAAAUAAAACCGCUUCAUGGGUUGUUCGCGAGUAUAAACUUGUCAUGGUGGGAGGUGGAGGCGUAGGAAAGUCUGCUUUGACCAUCCAAUUCAUUCAAUCUCAUUUUGUCGAUGAAUACGAUCCUACCAUUGAAGAUUCCUAUAGAAAGCAAUGUGUCAUUGACGAAGAAACAGCCCUGCUGGACGUAUUGGAUACAGCAGGACAGGAAGAAUACAGUGCCAUGCGUGAACAAUACAUGCGAAACGGCGAAGGAUUCUUGUUGGUGUAUUCUAUUACAUCUCGCAUGUCAUUUGAGGAGAUUGAGACAUUUCACCAGCAAAUCUGUAGAGUCAAGGACAGAGACUAUUUCCCUAUGGUGCUCAUUGCCAACAAAUGUGAUCUUGAAUCAGACCGUCAAGUAUCCAGUCAAGAAGGUAGAGAUUUAGCAAAACAAUACGGGUGUCAGUUUGUGGAAACGUCGGCAAAAGUGCGUAUUCAUGUGGAUGAUGCUUUCUACGAAGUCGUGAGAGAUAUCAGACGUUACAACAAGGAACAAGAAAUGAAUAGCAAUCGACAUAUAUCUGGCUAUAAUGGAGCAAGUGGUGGUGGCGGUGGCGGUGGUGGUACAGCGAAUCAUGGUGGUGGAUUUGAUAGAUUUGGCGUAGAUGAUUCCAAUGAUCAUGCUACUUCCAAAUGUUGUAUAUUGAUGUAA
Molecule: messenger RNA, 696 nt
Organism: Mucor velutinosus
Lineage: Eukaryota; Fungi; Mucoromycota; Mucoromycetes; Mucorales; Mucoraceae
Exons: 4
Coding region: 1-696 (231 amino acids)
Biological process (GO): Ras protein signal transduction
Cellular component (GO): plasma membrane
Molecular function (GO): GDP binding; GTP binding; GTPase activity
Source: RefSeq, a predicted model, not a curated record